Closterium sp. NIES-65 is the source of this 1947-nucleotide messenger RNA. The record is from the annotation of a GenBank genome assembly. Lineage: Eukaryota; Viridiplantae; Streptophyta; Zygnematophyceae; Desmidiales; Closteriaceae.
AUGCUUUCUCCCCCGAGUUCGUCCCUCCUCGUGUCCAGGCCUCGCUCCCCCAGUCAAUCUCAGUCCCCAUCGUUGCGCCUGCAUCCCUUCGCUCACGCUUGCUCCUCCUACCAUCCCUUUCCCCGCUCCUCCCUCUCGUUCCUCUCCCCCGCUUCACACCCCCCUCUCCUCCCCUCCUCCUCACUCCGCCAUUCCUGCCUUCCGCCGUUUCUUCCAUGCCCCCUUCCUCCCUUCCCGCCUUUCGCCCUUACCCGUUUCCUCCCUUCCCCUCCCCUCCCCCCCUCCCUGUGUCCCUUCCGCCGUCGUCAAUCCCCGGGUGUUCCGUCCUCUCAUGCGGCUGUUGUUGCUGCUGCUUCCGAACAUACCAGCACCAGCAGCGAAGGUAUUCUGAGUAUCCGCCCUUCACCCCUGUCUCCCUUCCGCCCUCUCCCCGGUCUCCCUUCCGCCCUCUCCCCUGUCUCCCUUCCGCCCUCUCCCCUGUCUCCCUUCCGCCCUCUCCCCUGUCUCCCUUCCGCCCUCUCCCCUGUCUCCCUUCCGCCCUCUCCCCUGUCUCCCUUCCGCCCUCGUCAAUCCCCAGGUGUCGACCCUCUCAUGCCACUGUUGCUGCUGCUGCGUUCGAACCUACCAACACCAGCAGCGAAGGUACUCUUAGUAUUCAUCUCAUCCUUCCCCCGGUCUCCUUUCCGCCCUCGUCAAUCCCCAGGUUCGCAGCCCUCUCAUGCCACUGUCGCUGCUGCUGCGUUCGACCCUGCAAGCACCAGCAGCGAAGGUCCAAUUAACGCCCGCACUGCCAGCACCAGCACCAACACCAAAGACACCACCAAUCUUCGCGCCACCAGCACCAGCAGCAGCAGCAGCACCAGCAGCACGAGCACGAGCACGAGCGGCGGAUCUCGUACGAGCAGCACGGGCAGCGGAGGCAGCACGGAUCCGCCUAUCCGCAUCACCAUCGGCACGGGGUUCCCCCGGUGGUGGUGGUGGGGCGGCGGCGGGUCAGGCGGGUCAUCAAAGAAGUCUACAGGCGGGUCUUCUCGCGGACUCAUGAAGCCAUACAGCGGCCGAGGUGGGUGGGGGGUGGUAGCAAGCUUCCCCAGCUACGCGCCCAAGACCGUCUCAUAUAAAAGCGGCCCGGUGAUGUCGCAACCCUUGGAAGUGUACCUCAUCUGGCACGGCACGUGGCCCGCGUCGCAGAAGACGCCCGUGCAGAAAUUCGUGGAUUCCAUUUCCGACGACACGCUGGCCAACAAGCCCGGCAGCGUCAGGGAUUGGUGGAACAUCAACCGCCUCUACAAGGCCGGCGCCACCUACGUCACGCCCACCGUCUCCCGCAGUAACACAGAGAUUGACAUUGCAGCCGCUUCAUCAGCCUCAGGCCAGACACCGUUGAAGAAGGCCGACCUGCUCGCGCUCAUCAACUUCCAGAUCCUGUCAGGAUCGCUGCCGCGAAUCAGCAGCGCCGUCUACGUCAUCUUCACCUCUGCUGACGUGGAUGUGGACGGGUUUGGGUCUGACUUCUGUGCUUUCCACAGCGUCAGCGGGAACGUGAAGUGGGCGUGGGUUGGCAUGCCCGAGAAAUUUCUUGCCAAGUGCACGCACUCAGCAGCAGCAGGCCUCGAAUACCCCAACGGUGACCGAAUUCUCGACGGGCUGAUUUCCAACUUCGCGCACGUGCUUUCCGAGGCUGCGGUCAACCCGAACCUAAACAGCUGGUCCGACGAUAACGGAAACGAAAACAUGGAUCUGUGCUCGGGCAUCUGGGGGACCGAAUACCUCUCUGAUGACAGCCCCGCUGUACAGUACAACGCCGUGGGUGUAGACGAUUAUAGGUUCUUUCUUCCUACGAAUUUAAAUCCGAGCACGGGGUAUUGCAUGAAUGGGCUGUCGGUCCUACCCGGGGCGUGUGGGAAGGACUUGUUCAACUACCCGUGCGAUACGGGUGGGAUAUAG